AUGCAUUAUCGAUACAAACCGUAUCAGGCAGCAACCGAAACGGAAUUUUCCACAAACGAACAACAGAUAAGUAUUAUAUUGGCAGAGCAGAUAGACGAUUCGACGUUCACCAGGGUAGUGGGCAACUGCAGCAGCUCGCCUGACAUAACAAUUGCUAGCGCUGGUCUGAUAAAUAGCAUAACCUGGCGACCUAUGCUAUCGCUUGCAUCAGACCACUUGCCCAUUAUCAUCUCGAUCGAGAAACCUGUCGACUUUGUUUCCGCGGAUCACCGGUCAUACAUCAACUUUAACAAAGCUGAUUGGACCAGAUUCGCGGAAUUUACUGGGGACAUCUUCGCAGCCCUACCCACUCCCACCGAUGUGCGCGCAGGCGAACGCGCAUUCCGCAAGGCGAUCACAGCCGCCGCGGCUCGCUUCAUACCCGCUGGACGGAUCCGGGACAUACGUCCCAAUUUCCCAGCUGAAGCAGCUGUUCUGGCGAACGAGCGUGACCGCCUACGCCAGGCUGAUCCCAGGGACCCUCGUAUAAAGGACCUCUAUUUGGAGAUCCGGCAACUGGUCACCCAACACAAGCGGACCAAAUGGGUAGAGCAUCUGAAGUCCUGUAACCUCACUUCUGAUGUGAGCAAGCUCUGGUCCACCGUAAGAUCCCUGUCGAACCCGACGAAGCACAACGACAAGGUGGAUAUCGCCUUCAACCAGAUAAAUCGCGGGCUUAACCAAAACCGCCCCUGCGAGAGGACUGUCCUAGUAGCGUUGGACCUAAAGAAGGCUUUCGAUACAGUCAGCCAUUCCACGCUAGUAGAUGACAUUUAUCAGCUCUCUCCCACUAAAUCUACGGCGACCCUUUUUACCACCCGGACAAAGGAGGUCAAGCCAGCAGCAGCUUGA
Anastrepha ludens (Mexican fruit fly) is the source of this 891-nucleotide messenger RNA. RefSeq lists its product as uncharacterized. The coding region runs from base 1 to 891 and encodes 296 amino acids. Lineage: Eukaryota; Metazoa; Arthropoda; Insecta; Diptera; Tephritidae. The record is from RefSeq and is a predicted model, not a curated record. The transcript is spliced from 4 exons.